This is a messenger RNA of Lucilia sericata (common green bottle fly), 740 nucleotides long. RefSeq lists its product as uncharacterized. The record is from RefSeq and is a predicted model, not a curated record. The transcript has 2 exons. Bases 275 to 631 code for a protein of 118 amino acids. NCBI's taxonomy places the organism in Eukaryota, Metazoa, Arthropoda, Insecta, Diptera, Calliphoridae.
CGUUACUGAGAGACUUACAGGCAUCAUCAUCAUCAUCAUCAGCAUCAUCGUCUCACCAUCAUAACACCUCAACUCAAAGCGAUUUCUAUAAAACUUUAUUGAAAUUUGAAAAAAACUUUAGUACGACAAGUACGCGAUAAAGAAACGUUGUAAAUAGCAAAAGAUUAGACGAAACAUUUAAAAAUAAUAAUAAUAUUUUAAUUCGGUAAAAAACUCGGCGCCUUAAGUAUUUGAUAAAAAAAAGGAUUCCAGUGUUUUUAAUAAUAAACAAAACAUGAAAGUGUGCCUUUUUAUAACCUUCUCAAUCUCCUUAUCGGUUACGAUAUUAGCCCUACCUCUCAAAAAGAACUACGAAGACUCACCCAUCAGUACAAUAGUAAUACCCUAUGAACCCUACUCCACACAUCUACUCAAAGACUCUAGAGGUAAAAUGCAAAGAGUUUAUGUACCCGAUAAAAUGGACAUAGUACCCAGAGCCAAUAUCAAAGAAGGUGAAAUCGCCAUAGGCAGUAUAAAGGGCAUGGCAUUGAAUUUUGCUGAAGGAGCCUAUCCGGUCUAUUACAUGCCCGGUAAUGCUAAUGGUAAAUUUCAGGAUAGAAAAAUUUAUUUACUAGAGGAGGCGCAAAGAUAAACUUGAAUAUAACUUAUUAUUAUUUAAAACAUAAAUAUUUAAAAUAUAUUUAAAUUAAAUGUAUAUAAAUAAGUUUAAAUUAAAUAAAAGAGUGCUGUGAUAAAGUGCU